Molecule: messenger RNA, 2600 nt
Organism: Trichoplusia ni (cabbage looper)
Lineage: Eukaryota; Metazoa; Arthropoda; Insecta; Lepidoptera; Noctuidae
Gene: SCRB4
Product: protein peste-like
Exons: 10
Coding region: 187-1737 (516 amino acids)
Cellular component (GO): membrane; cytoplasm
Molecular function (GO): scavenger receptor activity
Source: RefSeq, a predicted model, not a curated record
AAUCUUAUCGUGCAUGGAAAUUUGUACGUUCAGUGUAACACAAGCUUUUGUCGAAACACGACGGAUUAGAAAAUUGAUUUCGUCUUCACAAAUAUUCGUAGUCGUCAAUUGUUAUAUGAAUUGUUAUAUUGCAUAUAACAUUGUUAUGUUCUAGAGUGUUAUAAAGUUGUUUGUUUAUUAAGUGUUAUGUGGUUUCGCUCGGAUAUCGUGCUGUACCUAGAUAAACACGGCGUGUCGCCGCUACCGGUAAAGAUGCGCGGGCGCACGCCGCGCUGGCUGUGGGUGGGGGCGGGCAGCGGCGCGCUGCUGGCGCUCGCCGCCCUCACCGCCGCACUCGCCUGGCAAAGCAUCUUCGAUUCAGCUUUGGCAACUCAACUGAUGCUGGCUCCAGGCUCCAGAUCUUACCAGAACUGGGUGGCGCCGACAGUGCCGCUGUACUUCGACAUCUACUUCUUCAACUGGACCAACUCAGAGAGGUUCCCAGAUGAAAAGCCUAUUUUAGAAGAAUUAGGUCCCUACCGGUUCCGGGAGAAGCGCCGCCACGUGAACAUCACAUGGCACGAGAACAACGGAACAGUCGCGUACCGCACCGAGCGCAGCUGGUUCUUUGAUGAAGCCACCUCCAACGGGACCCUGCAGGACAACAUCACCACGCUCAAUGUCAUUGCUGCUUCAGCCGUAUACCGCUCCAGAUUCUGGGGCUUCCUUCAGCAGAAAGGCUUAUCCAUGGGCCUGGCGAUGUUUAACCAGCAAAUAGCGAUAUCUAAGCUGGCGAAGGAACUGCUGUUCGAUGGCUACGAGGACCCUCUACUGGAUCUGGCGAAGAGUUUGCCUCCGAGUACAACGGGAGGAGCCCCACCAGUAGAUCGCUUUGGAUGGUUUUAUGAGAGGAAUAACUCAUUGGAUACAGACGGGUAUAUGGAAGUCUCGACAGGGCAGAAAGCUGGGACCUUACCUGGUCAGAUCCUAAGGUGGAACUACGAAGACCACAUCACCUAUUAUGAAGGAGAGUGUGCCAAAUUAUCAGGUAGCGCCGGUGAGUUCAUGCCCCGGAACUUAACAGAGGAGUCAACCCUCACCAUGUUCGUGCCAGACUUGUGCAGAACUGUGAACAUGGAUUACGUGGACAGCGGAGAACUUAGCGGUCUCAUGUACCACAAGUACGCGAUUUCGGGGAGAAGCUUUGAUAAUUCAACAACCUCCCCAUCAAACACGUGCUUCUGUAACGGGGAGUGCGCAUGGAGCGGCGUCAUGAACGUGUCGGCGUGCCGGUUCGGCUCUCCGGCCUUUCUCUCACUGCCUCACUUCCUGGACGGAGACCCUCAGCUGCGAGAAGCUGUGGAAGGCAUGAGGCCUGACCCUGAUGCACAUUCCUUCUAUUUUGCUGUUGAGCCUAGAUUGGGAGUACCGCUGGAUGUUUCAGCCCGGUUUCAGCUCAAUAUCUACAUAGAACCGAGUCCAAACGUAGGUCUCUACCAAAACGUACCAAGAAUGUUGUUCCCAAUAUUCUGGGUGGAACAAAAAGUACAGAUUAACGAAGAAGUGAUAGCCGAGCUUCGGUUCGUGCGCGCCAUACAUGACUGGGGAGGCACGGUCUGCGCAUGCGCGGCCCUGGUCUUCGCAGCCCUCGUGACCAUGGCCGCGUGCUGGGCCCGCAAACCGCAGUACAUCAAACGGGAACUACUGGCCUUUGAGAAACCAAAAGACGAAGCAGAAUUAAAACUUAACCCUAUAUGAGAAUUUGGGAAUGAAAUAUUCGUAUUAAGUUAUGGAAAGAAGAUCUAUAUUCUAUUGGUUAUGUGGUCUCGACUGUACUAAGGAACGACGUUAUGCCAGCCUGUUUUUAAAAGGAUUUUGUGAAGAAUUAGACUAGAACACAGAAAGAACAUUGCUCAUGACAGCGCUUUGUGUACGUGGUGAAAAUAGUGAUAAGAAUGUUAUAGGCGUUUAGCCUUAUUGACAAUCAAUGCAAAUUGUUAAGGUAUAGGCCGUUUUUUAAUUAUGCGUAAUGAAUGCAAAUUUUUUUUGUAUGGAAACCAGUUGUUAUCCCAUUAAUUUGCUCGAUUUAUAGUUUAUCACAAGUAGGUAUCCGUAAUCCGUCCAGUUUAACGGUACUAGAUUCAGAUAAAAAUUAUCUAUUAGCGAAGCGGCUUGACAAAAACAAUGUUUUUUUUAGAAGAUUCGCGGAAUGGUAUUUCGUUCUUGUGUGGCGGGGGUUUUACAAACAUUCACAGUCACAUGCACAAAGACACAUUUGAUACAAGCAUUUGUGCCACACAAGUAUUUGUACCAAGCGGGGAUCGAAACGACCCAUCUAAGCUAUCAAGCAAUCAUUUUAUUGAUUUUAGUUUGGUCGUCUUCCAUUACACCUUCCUUUCAUUGAUUUGGUCUUUCUUAUGUUUUUCGCACCCUUUGAGGAAAUUAUGAGGUAAUUUAGUGCAGCCGCUAUAAAUUGUCAUGUUACUUACUGAGCACAAGGUUUCUUAUACACAUCGUAAAUAAUUAAAUUUGAAGGAAUCCUUUGAGACUCAAAAUGUCUUACAGGUUAAUGUUGCUCCCUGUCUUAAGUAAAAAAAGAAUUUUUAAUCGUCUGUGUAUAG